CUCAAAUUCGGCUCGGGCCAGUCACCAUCAAAUUGAAGCCCAAAACGAGGAAAAGUUUCUCUUCAUCAGAUUCAGAUUCUGAAAAAUCUCAAUUCGCCCAAUUAAUUUCAAUUUCCUGCACGAUCUUUGCAUUUCUUUGGUGGUCAAGAGAAUAAGGGAAGGUUUGCACCAUUAUCACUUAGUUUCUACAUCUUCUAAAGCUAAAACAUGGCAGAAAAAGCAUGUGUAAAGCGCCUUCAGAAGGAAUAUAGAGCACUUUGUAAAGAACCUGUCUCCCAUGUUGUUGCCCGCCCUUCUCCGAAUGAUAUUCUUGAGUGGCAUUAUGUUUUGGAGGGGAGUGAAGGAACACCAUUUGCAGGUGGAUAUUAUUAUGGGAAGAUCAAGUUUCCUCCAGAAUAUCCGUUUAAACCCCCAGGAAUCAGUAUGACUACUCCAAACGGAAGAUUCAUGACACAAAAGAAAAUCUGCUUAUCUAUGAGUGACUUCCACCCAGAGAGUUGGAAUCCAAUGUGGUCCGUUUCAAGCAUACUGACAGGACUGCUCUCAUUUAUGAUGGACAAUAGUCCUACCACAGGCAGUGUAACAACAUCAGUUGCUGAGAAAGAGAAGCUUGCAAAGGCGUCUCUGGCUUUUAAUUGUAAAAACCCAACCUUUAGGAAAUUGUUUCCCGAGUAUGUGGAGAAGUAUGAACAGCAGCAGCUACCCGCCCAACCUGUUCCAGAGCAGGUAUCAUCCGUGCCAACUCAAGCAGAAGAGUCUAGACCAUUGUUGGAUGAACAUGGUAAUUCCACCAAGGAUGACGUGAAUAGAGUGAAGCCUAUAAAAGAUGUCAAAAACCGACAGAGGCAAUCUUUCCCUACUUGGUUGUUGCUGUUGCUAGUUUCAAUUUUUGGUGUUGUAAUGGCCUUGCCUCUGCUUCAGCUUUGAUGAAUGGAAUCUUGCCGAGUGCACUAUGCUGAAGAACAGAGCACGGUAUAUCACAGAUAUGUAGUUAUCCCGCUCUGGGUUCCUGAUAUUUGCUUAAUUGUGUAGGUCCUUCAUUUACCUAUGGGAGAUUGUAUAGGCAGGGCAAGAUCAAACUGAUCUUUAAUCUAGCUAAUAUGCUUUUCUUUCCUAUUGCGGACGUCAGUGGAAAGAUAACAUUAUGUGGUUUUAUGAUGAAGGGCUCAGAGUUGUAAUUGUUCGCUUUUUCCAUUUAGUUUUGAAAUGUAGGUUUAUCGCU
Messenger RNA from Nicotiana attenuata, 1222 nucleotides. Its product is annotated as ubiquitin-conjugating enzyme E2 34-like. NCBI's taxonomy places the organism in Eukaryota, Viridiplantae, Streptophyta, Magnoliopsida, Solanales, Solanaceae. The coding region runs from base 208 to 927 and encodes 239 amino acids. The record is from RefSeq and is a predicted model, not a curated record. The transcript has 10 exons.